Mangifera indica (mango) is the source of this 947-nucleotide messenger RNA. Its product is annotated as NADH dehydrogenase [ubiquinone] 1 alpha subcomplex subunit 1-like. The transcript is spliced from 3 exons. Lineage: Eukaryota; Viridiplantae; Streptophyta; Magnoliopsida; Sapindales; Anacardiaceae. Bases 226 to 420 code for a protein of 64 amino acids. The record is from RefSeq and is a predicted model, not a curated record.
UUGAAUAGACUCUUUGUUCGGGCUCUAUCCGAAUUGAAUCAAAUCUUAAUAGAGGAGAUGUAAGUUUGUCACUAUGAAACCAAAGGGGCAGCUAUUAAUUAUUGAUAGUAGAGGGGUGGACAUUUGCCCGAUAAAUGAAAGAGGAACACACAGGGCAGUAGCAUCGUCAAAAAAUAGUUCAACAGCGGUCGUGUUUGACAGAGGAGGAGGAAGAAGAAGAAGAAGAUGGCGCUGGUGUGGUUAGAAGCAGCUUUGCCACUGGGCAUAAUUGCUGGAAUGCUUUGUAUUAUGGGGAACGCUCAGUAUUACAUUCACAGAGCCGCCCAUGGACGGCCCAAGCAUAUCGGUAGCGACAUGUGGGACGUCGCCAUGGAGAGGAGGGACAAGAAGCUCAUGGAUGCCGCCGCUUCGUCUAAUUAGACGUAUCAUUGUAGAAGGGCGGAGUGAAGAUUUUAUGGAUGCCUUCUCAACUGGACCACUUGUAUUAGGAGAGUGUUGAGAAAGGUCUGUUGUUGCAACCGACAACAGAGAUAGGUGAGGAGGGCUCCAUUACCACGUGACAUCUAAAUCAUGCCCAAUUUUAUCAAACUCUGAUUACUUCCAUAAUUUGAUGAGAUGGGCAUAGCAUCCCCAAACCCACCUGCAAUUAUUUAGUUUGGAGGAGUUUCAGGUUUGAAUAUCAGAUUAUUCAAAAGUGAGAACAAAACAGUCAAUUCAUUCCAUUAAGUAUUGUGAAGCAGUCAUAUUUGUUUUUGUCUUACAGCUUCAUCAAUCGUUCAAAACUAGAGGUAUGUGAGUCAAUCUAGUUUGAUCUAGACUUGAAUAAACUGAAAUUAAGUUGGGAUAGCUCUAAUUUAAGAUUAAGUUGAACCAUCUUGAAUUCAUGAAUUGUGCAAAAGUUGUUGACAGAUUUUUCAUUUUCGACAAUUAUCAUCUAUUUUGAUGUA